Molecule: messenger RNA, 3903 nt
Organism: Suricata suricatta (meerkat)
Lineage: Eukaryota; Metazoa; Chordata; Mammalia; Carnivora; Herpestidae
Gene: EVI5
Product: ecotropic viral integration site 5
Exons: 21
Coding region: 474-2951 (825 amino acids)
Source: RefSeq, a predicted model, not a curated record
GGUCGGUCUCUUUAAGGCCUGCCGCGCCUGCGCCUUGGGCUUUCCUGACGCGGUCGCAGACCCUGGAGUAGCCGGCGGGCUGGCAGGGUAGGGGUCGGGUAGUAGUUAAAGCACUGGCGGCUCCCGGAGGGUGGGUGAAGGUCGGAGGCGGCUCUGAGCAAGUCAGUGAGCUCGGCGCUUGAGAACGGGCGGGGAAGGCGGCCCGCGGAGCCGAAGUCCGGGCCGAGGCGCUGAGACGCGGUGGCGAGGCUGCCGGCUGGAUGGGAAGUUAAUGUUUACGGCGGAGUCCACCCAACGUUUCCAAGAGUUGGAACAAUACUUUCUUAUAACCUGCUUAAAAGAUUGAAGAUGUAUAUUACAGUUGCACCAGCCUUAAAUCCUACUGGAACUAGGUGGCGACAGACAAGGUUGCAGAAAAGCUGAGUUCUACUCUCUCAUGGGUGAAGAACACAGUAUCACAUACAGUCAGUCAGAUGGCCAGUCAGGUGGCAAGUCCAUCUGCUUCAUUACACACUACAUCCUCAUCUACCACACUAUCCACGCCGGCCCUUUCGCCAUCUUCCCCUUCACAGUUGAGUCCAGACGACUUAGAACUCCUGGCUAAACUGGAGGAACAAAAUAGAUUGUUAGAGACGGAUAGUAAGUCUUUAAGAUCUGUAAAUGGGUCGAGAAGAAACAGUGGCUCCUCCCUCGUAUCAAGUUCAUCAGCCUCUAGCAACCUCAGCCACCUUGAAGAAGAUUCUUGGAUUCUUUGGGGAAGAAUUGUUAAUGAAUGGGAAGAUGUACGCAAAAAGAAGGAAAAGCAAGUUAAGGAGCUUGUUCGUAAAGGGAUACCUCACCAUUUUAGAGCAAUAGUUUGGCAACUUUUAUGCAGUGCACAGAGUAUGCCAAUUAAGGAUCAGUAUUCCGAACUCCUGAAAAUGACCUCACCUUGUGAAAAAUUGAUCCGUAGGGAUAUUGCUAGAACUUAUCCUGAACACAAUUUCUUUAAGGAAAAAGACAGCCUUGGACAGGAGGUUUUAUUUAAUGUAAUGAAGGCAUAUUCUUUAGUGGAUCGUGAGGUUGGUUACUGUCAAGGAAGUGCUUUUAUAGUUGGAUUGUUGCUUAUGCAGAUGCCAGAAGAAGAAGCUUUCUGUGUAUUUGUUAAAUUAAUGCAAGAUUAUAGACUUCGUGAACUUUUUAAGCCAAGUAUGGCAGAAUUGGGCCUAUGUAUGUACCAGUUUGAAUGCAUGAUACAGGAGCAUCUUCCAGAGCUCUUUGUACAUUUUCAGUCUCAGAGUUUUCAUACCUCAAUGUAUGCAUCAUCCUGGUUUCUGACUAUCUUUCUUACAACUUUUCCAUUACCAAUUGCAACAAGGAUAUUUGAUAUCUUUAUGUCUGAGGGUUUAGAAAUAGUAUUUCGAGUAGGAUUAGCGCUUCUUCAAAUGAAUCAGGCAGAAUUGAUGCAACUUGACAUGGAAGGGAUGUUACAGCACUUUCAGAAGGUCAUUCCACAUCAGUUUGAUGGUGGUCCAGACAAAUUAAUCCAGGCAGCUUACCAAGUCAAAUAUAACACAAAAAAAAUGAAAAAACUUGAAAAGGAAUAUACUACAAUAAAAACUAAAGAAAUGGAGGAACAAGUUGAAAUUAAAAGGUUACGCACAGAAAAUAGACUUUUAAAGCAGCGCAUUGAAACAUUAGAAAAAGAAAGUGCUUCCUUGGCAGAUAGAUUGAUACAGGGACAAGUGACAAGAGCCCAGGAGGCUGAGGAAAACUACCUCAUAAAACGGGAGUUGGCCACCAUCAAACAGCAGAGUGAUGAGGCCAGUGCUAAACUGGAGCAAGCUGAAAAUACCAUCAGGAAGCUCCAGCACCAACAACAAUGGCAUAAAUGCAGUUCUAACUACAAUGAAGAUUUUGUGCUGCAACUAGAGAAGGAAUUGGUCCAAGCCCGUCUGAGUGAAGCUGAGUCUCAGUGUGCACUAAAGGAGAUGCAGGAUAAAGUCCUGGAUAUAGAGAAGAAAAACAACUCCUUUCCUGAUGAGAAUAACAUUGCAAGGCUUCAGGAAGAGCUCAUUGCUGUGAAACUGAGAGAAGCAGAAGCUAUAAUGGGUUUGAAAGAACUUAGACAACAAGUCAAGGAUUUAGAGGAACACUGGCAGCGCCACUUAGCUCGUACUACGGGGCGGUGGAAAGACCCACCUAAGAAAAAUGCUGUGAAUGAGUUACAAGAUGAGCUGAUGACCAUUCGACUUAGAGAAGCUGAAACUCAGGCAGAAAUAAGAGAAAUAAAACAAAGGAUGAUGGAAAUGGAAACACAGAAUCAGAUCAAUAGUAACCAUCUUCGAAGAGCAGAACAAGAGGUGAUCAGUCUACACGAGAAGGUGCAGUAUCUUUCUGCACAGAACAAAGGACUACUUACUCAAUUAAGUGAAGCAAAGCGCAAACAAGCAGAGAUUGAAUGCAAGAACAAGGAAGAAGUGAUGGCUGUGAGACUCCGAGAAGCAGAUAGCAUAGCUGCUGUGGCUGAAUUACAGCAGCACAUUGCUGAGCUGGAAAUCCAGAAAGAAGAAGGAAAGCUUCAAGGACAGCUUAACAAGUCUGAUUCUAACCAGUAUAUUAGGGAACUGAAAGAUCAGAUAGCAGAGCUGAAUCAUGAGCUCAGGUGCCUAAAAGGCCAGAGGGUCUUCUCAGGCCAGCCUCCUUUUGAUGGAAUCCACAUUGUCAACCAUUUAAUAGGAGAUGACGAAUCAUUCCAUUCCUCUGAUGAAGAUUUUAUAGAUGAUUCAUUACGGGAGAGUGGUGUUGGUUUUCCUUUGCACGGAAAAUCUGGCCCAACAUCUUUGGACCCCACUGUGGCAGACGGUAGUGAAAGCGAAACAGAAGACAGUGUGCCGGAGACCAGAGACAGCAACCAAAUGGCUCAAAAGGAGCAGCCCCCAAGAAGAGAGUCGUACUCAACCACUGUCUGACCAUCACUGUGAACUAGACUGUGGGGUUUUUUUAAGGGAUCAGUUAUCAUAUGGUUAAGGGGUUUUGGAACAUAUCAGUUUCAUAUGUACAUACAUAUAUACAUAUAUAUAUAUAUAUAUUUUACAGUCUGCCUUUUUAUCUUUGCCAAAUUUUCACCACUGACUUACCAUUGCCAUAAAGUAGACUUGAAUAUGGUUAAUGGGAAAAAUAAGAUUCUAACAGUAUUACUGAUAUUAAUGUUUCUUGUUUAGAAAUGCAAUUAUGUCUAUAUGUGGGAAGCAUUUUCAAGUUCAGAACGAUUGGAAAAUUGAAUUUUCUUCAGACAAAACUGUUCUUGUGCAAUAUUUCAUGCUCAUUCAACAAACUGCAUAUUUAUGUUUAUUAAUGUUUUCAUAGCAGCUGUCUACAAACAUUUGACCAAGAUAUAUCUUGUGUUUUUGUGUUGGGGGAAUUUUUUUUUCUGGUCAAAAUUACUGUUUUAGUAGCGGGCCACUGAAAGCUCCCAGCCACAAAGCCUUUUUUCCCAUGUAAUUUUACAAACGCAAAUUAAUGGUCAUCUGUCUUGAGAGUUUUAAGUUUUAAUUUCUAACUUUUAUGUGCAUGUGUUACUUCCAUGUGUUGCCUACUGGCCAGAGUAGUAGGUUAACAACAAAUAAAUUGUGUUUUUGUCCAUAUUUAUAAAUCUAUAUCACCUAACACGAAACAUCAUUUUAUAUGGAGAAUGUAUGUGUUGCAAAAUGACUGCCUUCAAUAUUCUAAAAGGACUCCUGUAAAUAAUAGGUUAAAAGAAAACUGAAAAUGAAACCAAACACUAAUAUUUUAAUAGCUUUAGUAUUUUGCUUAGCAUUCAACACUAGCAGAUUCAUAAGUUAACUAAUGCUUGUUCAAAAACACUAUUGGUGACAUAUUUUACUUCAUGUGUAUAUAGCUAAUAAAUUUUUCAUGAUGAAA